CACCGAAGUCACGUCACGCGUGUCGAGUCACGUUAUCAACCUCACGCGUGACAGCACGGUUUUAUGUUCCGGAUGUUUUCACAUUUGUGACUCACGCGACAUUGCGCAUUCUAUCCAUUCUUUUCGUAGGUAUUCUACUGUUCCCACGUGUUUAUAUUUCGUUCUAAUUUGUUGAACAUUUAAAAAUGGAAGAAUUAAUCAAAAAAGUACGGGAACAUGGUGUUUUAUACGACCACGGUUCCCAUGAUUACCGCGACCAACAUGUUCGUCAAACUGCCUGGGAAGAAAUUGGACGAGAGCUACAAAUAUCAGGUAACUAUAAUUGUUAUAAUAAAUUAUUAUUGUACUAUAUUAUGAUUAUAUAUCAUACCCGAUAAUAAUACUGUUACUGGGGACGGGUGGGGCCAUUGUUAUAGGUGGGUAGUGAGUAAGGCGAGAUACAUGGUGUUAUUUAAUUUGUACCUGUAACCGACGAUAAACCAUUGAUAACGAAAAAUGAUUCGGAGCGAAGUUUGGUUAUAACCACCCGGUUUGAAAGGCAGUGAUAUUUACGAUUUUCGUCAAAAUUUCAUUUUAAAAUUUAUAUACAUAAAAAAAAAAAAUACUGUAUUAAACUAAUUUUUUAAGGGAACCUUCUUUACGCGCGCUGGGAAUAAAAUUUCAAGGCCGUGAUCCACGAGCUAGCGGAACGAAAAUCCGUCACGGUCGGCCUCGGUCGUCGAUUAACCGGCUCGCGCCGUGAUCACGUUAUCAGCUGUUAACACGCUCACACACACACACUAGUGACCUUGCGAGUAAAUGCAGGAAACCAUUUUGAGAAACUUAAUAUAUAGUGCAGGUCGAACCCCUCUUUUUAGAAUAUACCACUUUUAUAUCUAUGAAUGCAAUCCCCGAUCUAUUAUGGUUAUUUAAAAUGCUGACUUUUAAUAUGUCAUCAAGGUCACUCUCCUGAUUACGAAAAUAUAUACCUACAUUACUUAUGUGAAUACAGAAAAUAACGUAUCCCGAGCAAAUUAAAUCUGUCUGGAUUAAAAUUCAAGAAUUCAGAUUUUCGAACUAUCCGAUAUCCGGAUUUUUUCCACCACACACACACACACUCACUCACACGCGUACAAUGUAAAUAAAAGUGCCACGGCUGUUUUAGUUAUUAUAAGCCCAUUAUAUCUUUCGUGAAAAUAGAAUAAGAAAAUUAACAAUAAAUUUAAUUAAUUUCAUAUGGAUUAUAUUUUAUUCCAAUACAAACCUAAUCAUUCUAUCAUUUGAACGAUUCUGAAAGAAGUUCAUAAUAUUCACAUCCCAACAUAUAUGUCAUUCUAUAAACAUUUUAUUUAAAUCCUUAUCAAAACAAUAAAAUUUAAUAUAGAUAUUUAAGCGUAAGUAGUUUUAUUUCAAAUAUGCGCGCAUAGAGUACACACUGAUUUUUUUUUAACCACUACGUACGACUUAAAAUGAACUUUUUAUGAAAUUUUCAAGCAUUUUUGUUCAGUCUAACAUUUUUAUCCACUGAGUACCUACUGAAUAAAAAUUACGUAAAAAAACUCGCGUAGAACACAUCGUGUUAAUAUAGUAAAAACAAUGAAAACGAUAACGCUGCUGCGCAGCGCACAGUAAUUAUUUGCCGUAUUUCAAAAACCCCUUGGAAAAUCAAAAAAAUGACCUCCCCCAAUGCACCAACUAGAGAAAAUUACCUUUCAGAAAAGUCCCAGUCUUGACAUUCAGUUUGAAGGACCACCUUUAGGGGCGGGAUUACAGAAAAUAAUAUAAUGUACUACACCCUUUGUUUCGGUCGAAUUACUAUUUUGCGAAAACAAUCUUUUCACCUAUAAGAAAUGUGUAUCGAUUCCACCGAACUUUAUUCAAAGCAAUUUUAAAUUUGAAGUGUUAGACUUGAGUAAAAUAUUGGUUAUUUACUGAGUCGAUAUCGAGUAGAAUAUCGUUGUUUUCAAUCAUUAUAGUUCUCCGAUUUUUCAUUACUUCAAUGACUUCAGAAAUUUGUUUUGAUAUAGUAGUAUUAUGAAGAACGAGAUCGGUAUAAGCAUUGACGUACAAGAUGAUUCACUCACUGAGUGCGCUCCUCUCAAUUUUUUUUUUUUUUUUUUUGGUUUAAUUUUGCAUAUAUGGUAUUCAAAAUUUGAUUAUUAAGUGUAGUUACAGCCGAUAUUUUCGAAUACUUAGAUUUUUCACAACAUUUAACGAAUUUUCGGAGCAAGAUUUUCGGUAGAAUAUUUUUACAUAUAGUAUAAAAAAUUUAAAAAAGUAAACACUUUUAAAAUCUUUUUAAAAAAUUUUUUUCCGUUACACUCAAAAUCUAAAAUUAUUACGUAAAUGUAAAAAAUAUAUUUUAAAUAUAUUUUUUAUGUUUGUUGAUAUAUGGUUAUAAUAAAUUAAUCUAUUUUUAAUUAAGUACGGAUUCUUUCUUUACGAACAUUCUCGACUUGCCCAACUAAACUACUAACAUUCGAAUUGAAAUACUUCCAUACUUGAAAUGCUUCACGUUUGCUAUUUCUUCUAAAUUAAUCUAAAUUCAAUAGAGUUAAUUCUAGAAUUUGAAGUGAUUCAAUGUAGUUCAAACACACCAUCUCCACAUAACAUGUUGUGCAGGCAACAUAAUACUAGCACAAUUUUAUCAACAAAUUCCGGUUGAAUUUCAUAGGGCCCUCAAAAAUUAUAAUUGUUAUCAAUAAUAUCAAUGCAGUAUGGAAAAUGUCACAUUUCUUCGAAUCUCGAUGCAGUUUUUCACGUUUCUUCUGUUGGUAUUGGCAUUGUAAUUGGUCCCAGCCUUUUCCAUAAUGUUUGACAAACCUCUUUUACUAUUUCACGGACAGUGCUGAAUCCUAAUCUGCAGUUAAAGUCAAAAGCUAAAAUCUGAAAUAAUAUGAUAAACCUUCAGGUGUGCCUAGCUCUUAAAAUCGUUUAUUUCUUCUAGGAAAUGAAGCCAAACUACGGUGGAAUAAACUCAGAAGAUGUUAUUGUAAUGCAAGAAAUAGGCGCCGUGUCGAUACUAAAAGCGGUAUAGCUUCCAAAAAAAAAAAUUAUUGGAAAUACGAAAAACAAAUGUCGUUUAUUUUACCAUUUUUAGAAAACAGAAAGUUAGUAACUAUAAAUAGUAUUUAAUUAUGUUUAUUUAUUUUUUGAUUUUAUUCCAAAUUUCUAUUUAAGGACGCACGAAAACUUAAACGAAUCUCAAGCUUCUCUUGGUUUAGUGACUGAACAAGGUGAUCUUGCUGAGAAGUUUGGAGAAGAAAUUGAUCUACAAAGUCCAUCAGAUGAAUUCAGUCAUAUGGAUGUGGAAAUUGAACGAAAUGCCGACGCCAAUUCAGAUGCAAUUGAAAAAACAACUUCAAACGAUGCGAAAUCUGUAAAAAAACACUACAAAGCCAUAAAGCGAAAUAAAAAACAAAAAUGUAUAACUGAUUCUCCUGUAAAACAAAUGGUUGACAUUUUAAAAGAUAGUUCGGCAUUAAGAAAACGUCGCUUUGAAGAAAAGAGUGUACGCCCAGAAAUAUCUAAAACUGUACCUUUACAAAAUAUGGAUGACACGGACAUGUUCUUUCUAAGUAUGUCCAAAAUGACCAAGCAAUUGCCAAAAGUCGAACAAGCGCGAAUUAAACUUGCAUUAAGCAAUUCUGUAUUAUCUGCUGAAGUAAAAUGUAACGAACAAUCGUAUUUUGCUCCUCAUUAUUCCUGUUUCACACAACAACAAUCUGUCCCGUCUACAUCACCAGCGUCAAGUACUAUACAAUCACUGAAGUCGCCCUCAGAUUACUCCAGUGGAUAAUAUUCGACUACUUCAGCACUAUUAUUUUUAUUACUCGAAACGAUGCCUCUUUUUUCACCGGAUUAUCUGUAAAGU
This is a messenger RNA of Cinara cedri, 3853 nucleotides long. The record is from the annotation of a GenBank genome assembly. NCBI's taxonomy places the organism in Eukaryota, Metazoa, Arthropoda, Insecta, Hemiptera, Aphididae.